Molecule: messenger RNA, 600 nt
Organism: Schizophyllum commune H4-8
Lineage: Eukaryota; Fungi; Basidiomycota; Agaricomycetes; Agaricales; Schizophyllaceae
Exons: 1
Coding region: 214-438 (74 amino acids)
Source: RefSeq, a predicted model, not a curated record
UCGCAAACGCGGCCCACGCUCGUCCUGCUCCUCGCUGACGCGGCUUCACGCGCGCCCUGCUAGCAGUACGCGUCGCGCGAGGUCCUGCUCGAUCGCAGUACGCGGCCCAGCGCGAGUCCUGCUCGAUCGCUGACGCGGCUCACGCUCGCACACGCGGCCCAGCGCGAGGUCCUGCUUCGCACCCACGACCCCCGCGUCCUGCUCUGAUCGCAGAUGCGGCCCACGCUCGUCCUGCUCGCUGACGCGGCUCACGCGAGUUCGGAUCGCAGUACGCGGCUCACGCGAGGUCGGAUCGCAGUACGCAACCCCCUCGUCCUGCUCUGCUCGCAGUACGCGGUUACGCUAGUCCCGCUCGGCUCACGCGAGGUCCUGCUUCGCAGUACGCGGCUCACGCGAGUCCUGCUCGCAGUACGCGGCUUACGCGAGGUCGACGAGUAGGCGCGGUACGCGAGGUCAGCGAGUACGCGGCCCAGCGAGUCCUGCUCGAUCGCACCCGCGGCCCAGCGCGAGUACGCGGCUACGCGAGGUCCUGCUCGAUCGCACCCACGACCCCCGCGUCCUGCCUCGCAGUACGCGGCUCACGCGAGGUCCUGCCUCGCG